AUGUCAAAGAACAAGAAAGCCGAAUAUCCAGAAUUUUAUUGUUGCUACCUCUUACGCUCACUUCAAAGCAAACACAGGAAUUACGUAUACAUUGGCACGACCCCGAAUCCCAUACAACGACUACGACAACAUAAUGGAGAGAUAGCAGCAGGCGCACACAAAACCGAGAAAAAACGGCCAUGGGAAAUGCUUUUGCUCGUGCAUGGUUUUCCUACCAAUACUGCGGCUCUACAAUUCGAAUGGGCGUGGACAUAUGACCACUACUCUCGCCAUUUCCCCGGCCGCCUUACGAACCAAAAGACCUCAUUAAAAAGUCGAUUAGACGUGUUACAUGAAAUGUUGCGUUUAGAUGUAUGGAAUCGAUGGCCAUUGGCGCUGCAUUUGGUUGCUGCAGACUCGAAUCUCAUCAAUACAGAUAUGCUUCCAAAACAUAUUAAAGUCACAUCGGGUCCUUUGCAGACUAUGAGAUAUACGUUUGCCGAUAAGGGCCGUGCCGAAAGUAAAUAA
This is a messenger RNA of Paraglomus occultum, 507 nucleotides long. NCBI's taxonomy places the organism in Eukaryota, Fungi, Glomeromycota, Glomeromycetes, Paraglomerales, Paraglomeraceae. The record is from the annotation of a GenBank genome assembly.